Quercus lobata is the source of this 1718-nucleotide messenger RNA. Its product is annotated as isocitrate lyase. The record is from RefSeq and is a predicted model, not a curated record. Gene Ontology annotation, cellular component: glyoxysome. Gene Ontology annotation, molecular function: isocitrate lyase activity. The coding region runs from base 1 to 1695 and encodes 564 amino acids. The transcript has 2 exons. Lineage: Eukaryota; Viridiplantae; Streptophyta; Magnoliopsida; Fagales; Fagaceae. Gene Ontology annotation, biological process: carboxylic acid metabolic process.
AUGGAGGAAGAAGGAAGGUUUGAAGCUGAAGUUGCAGAGGUGCAAGCAUGGUGGAACACGGAGAGGUUCAAGCUAACCAGGCGCCCAUAUUCAGCUAGAGAUGCUGUGUCGCUACGAGGAAACCUCAGACAAAGCUACGGUUCAAAUGAACUAGCGAAAAAACUAUGGAGAACUCUCAAGAGCCACCAAGCCAAUGGCACAGCCUCUAGGACUUUUGGUGCACUUGAUCCUGUCCAGGUGACCAUGAUGGCCAAGCACUUGGACACUGUAUAUGUCUCUGGUUGGCAGUGCUCAUCCACCCACACCUCCACCAAUGAACCUGGUCCAGACCUUGCUGACUACCCCUAUGACACUGUCCCAAACAAAGUGGAACAUUUAUUUUUUGCCCAACAAUACCAUGAUAGAAAGCAAAGAGAGGCAAGAAUGAGCAUGUGCAGAGAAGAGAGAGCUCGAAUCCCUUAUAUUGAUUACUUGAAACCAAUCAUAGCCGAUGGGGAUACUGGCUUUGGUGGCUCCACAGCAACUGUUAAGCUUUGUAAGCUUUUUGUGGAACGUGGUGCAGCUGGAGUUCACAUUGAGGACCAGUCCUCAAUGACCAAAAAAUGUGGCCACAUGGCUGGAAAAGUACUUGUUGCCACCAGUGAACACAUCAAUAGGCUAGUGGCUGCAAGGUUGCAAUUUGAUGUCAUGGGGGUUGAGACAAUUUUGGUGGCUAGGACUGAUGCAGUCGCGGCUAAUUUGAUCCAAACUAAUAUUGACACAAGAGAUCAUCAGUUCAUUUUGGGUGUGACAAAUCCAAACCUAAAGGGGAAAAGUUUGGCUACUCUUUUGGCAGAAGCAAUGGCUGCUGGUAAAACAGGAGUUGAACUUCAAGCUCUUGAAGACCAAUGGAUAUCAAUGGCACAGUUGAAGACAUUCUCUGAUUGUGUUGUGGAUGCCAUUAAGAAUAUGAACAUUGGGGAGAAUGAGAAGAUAAGAAGAGUAAAUGAGUGGACGAAUUAUUCUAGUUAUGAUAAAUGUCUCUCAAAUGAGCAAGCGCGCGAGGUUGCUGAGAGAUUGGGCCUCAACAACUUGUUCUGGGACUGGGACUUGCCUAGAACCAGAGAAGGCUAUUACAGGUUCAAAGGGUCUGUGAUGGCAGCUGUUGUCCGUGGCUGGGCUUUUGCUCCACAUGCUGAUAUUCUUUGGAUGGAGACUGCAAGUCCUGACUUGGUAGAAUGCACCGAGUUUGCUGAGGGGGUGAAAUCCAAGCACCCGGAGAUCAUGCUGGCUUAUAAUCUUUCACCUUCUUUCAAUUGGGAUGCAUCGGGAAUGACCAAUGAACAAAUGAAGGAGUUCAUUCCUAUGAUUGCCAAGUUGGGCUACUGUUGGCAGUUUAUAACUCUGGCCGGUUUCCAUGCCGAUGCUCUUGUGACUGACACGUUUGCAAGGGAUUAUGCAAGGAGGGGAAUGUUGGCUUAUGUAGAGAGGAUCCAGAGGGAGGAGAGGAACAAUGGGGUUGACACACUUGCUCAUCAAAAAUGGUCUGGUGCAAACUACUAUGAUAAGUACCUCAAGACUGUCCAGGGAGGUAUUUCUUCAACUGCUGCAAUGGGCAAAGGUGUGACUGAGGAGCAAUUCAAAGAAACAUGGACUAGGCUAGGUGCUGUGGACAUGGUUGAUGGACCUCUUGUGGUUGCCAAGGCAAGAAUGUAAAAGAGCUACCUUAUAUAUGUUGA